This is a messenger RNA of Prorocentrum cordatum, 564 nucleotides long. The record is from the annotation of a GenBank genome assembly. NCBI's taxonomy places the organism in Eukaryota, Dinophyceae, Prorocentrales, Prorocentraceae.
AUGAUCGUGACACGGGAAUCAGCCCGCGAGUGGCAUGGCGAGCCGUCGGGCGAGAUCCAUGAGCCCGCGGGCUGCGGCGUGCUGGAGGGAUUCCCAUGUGCGGAGGCCCCGAAUCAGGCGGAGGCCGAGCGGACUGUGCAGGUCGUCUUGCUGGGGCAGAGCAUGUCCACUCCGAAGCCUGCUGCCGACUACCUAGCGGAGCUGAGGCGCGAGGUCAGCGAGCUUCGCUUGAGUCCGCUGGACCUUGAGGUGACUGAGUCAUUCUCGUUGGGUGGGGAGGCGGAGAUCAUCGAGGAGAUGUCGCAAGAAGGGGAAGAGGAAGAGGAUCUCUUGGAAUUUAUGGAGCUCGACAGCGAGGCCGUGGUGCUUCUCGACGCGCUGGGUGUGCUCGGCGGCGCUGGCCGCGGCGAGGAGGCGUGCGUGGAGUUGGAGGCGGCAAAGCAGGAGCAUGUGCGCACCAUGGAGCCUCGGCGUCUGUGCUGGGUCCGACGCUGGGUUGUGGCGAUGUGGCUGGCUCAGAAGGCGGGGUGGUUCUACCCCCCGAGGUGUAACGCGCUCGGUUGA